Molecule: messenger RNA, 3901 nt
Organism: Sinocyclocheilus grahami
Lineage: Eukaryota; Metazoa; Chordata; Actinopteri; Cypriniformes; Cyprinidae
Product: disintegrin and metalloproteinase domain-containing protein 22
Exons: 28
Biological process (GO): proteolysis
Cellular component (GO): postsynaptic density membrane
Molecular function (GO): metalloendopeptidase activity
Source: RefSeq, a predicted model, not a curated record
UGAUCUUCUAUCAUCAAAUUACAUUGAGAGGCACAUAUCAGAGGAGGGGAAGUCAGUUGUCAACAAAGGUGGAGAACACUGUUACUACCAUGGGAAAGUACGUGAUAUUCCAAAGUCAUAUGUGGCGCUUUCAACUUGCCAUGGAUUACAUGGGAUGUUCUUUGAUGGGAACCACACAUACAUGAUUGAACCAGGAGGAGAGAAUACUACAAGUGAGGAGGUUCAUGUGCACAUGAUUUAUCAGUCUCCUGGUUUGGACCCCCCAGAGGACUUCAUUUCUGCAGAUCACCUGGCACAGUCACCGUUCCAGAACCCUCCACUGUCUAGUGCCGCCCACAGGAGGAAAAGGAGACAGAUAUUGCGAAAUCCACGGAGUGUUUCAGAUGAGACCAAAUAUAUAGAGCUGAUGGUCAUAAAUGAUCAUUUAAUGUACAAGAAACAUCGCCUUUCCGUUGGACAAACGAAUAACUACGCCAAAUCUGUUGUAAAUAUGGCUGAUCUGUACUUCAAAGAGCAACUCAACACUAGAAUUGUCUUGGUUGCGAUGGAAACAUGGGCUGCAGACAACAGAUUUAACAUCAAUGACGAUCCCAUGGUGACAUUACGAGAGUUUAUGAAGUACCGAAGAGACUUUAUUAAAGAAAAGUGUGACUCCGUUCACCUUUUCUCAGGCAACCGUUUCCAUAGCAACUGGGGAGGAGCCUCAUAUAUGGGCGGAGUCUGCUCACUCACUAAAGGAGGCGGAGUCAAUGAGUAUGGAAAGACCGAAGAAAUGGCCAUAGCUCUCGCCCAGUCACUAGGACAAAAUAUCGGCAUAUUUUCUGAUAAGAAACGCAUUUUAAAUGGGGAGUGCAAGUGUGAAGAUAAAUGGUCUGGCUGCAUAAUGGAUGAUGUUGGCUUCUACUUACCCAAGAGAUUUUCUGACUGUAACGUGGAAGAGUAUCAUGAUUUCCUGAACAGUGGAGGUGGUGCGUGUCUCUUCAACAAACCUUCAAAGCUCUUGGAUCCUCCAGAGUGUGGAAAUGGUUUUGUGGAGGCAGGAGAGGAGUGUGAUUGUGGAAGCCCAGCCGAGUGUGCUAGAGAAGGGGAGAACUGCUGCAAGAAAUGUAUGUUGACUCAGGGAGCCAAAUGCAGUGAUGGUCUCUGUUGUAAGAACUGUCAGCUGGAGUUUAUGGGUGUACUUUGUCGUGACGCUGUCAGUGAUUGUGACAUACCUGAAAUGUGCACUGGGAACUCUAGCCAGUGUCCUCCAAACCUGCACAAGAUGGAUGGGUACACAUGUGAGAAAGACCAAGGAAGAUGUUUCAAUGGCAGGUGCAAAACCAAGGAUAGACAGUGCAAAUACCUCUGGGGAGAGAAAGCAACAUCGGCUGAUAAGUUUUGCUAUGAGAAACUCAACAUUGAAGGCACAGAGAAGGGCAACUGUGGGCGUGACAGAGACACCUGGAUUCAGUGCAAAAAACAGGAUGUACACUGUGGAUACCUGCUGUGCUCCAACAUUUCUCCUGCACCCAGACUAGGAGAGUUACAGGGAGGUUUGACUUCUUUCUCUGUGGCCCAGCACAGCGCCUCACUGGACUGCAGUGGAGGCCAUGUGCUGAUUGAUGGCAACACUGAUUUGGGAUACGUAGAGGAUGGAACGGCGUGUGGGACGGAUCGCAUCUGCUUUAAUCACAAAUGCCUCCUAGUGCAGGAAUUCAACUUCAGCACGUGCCCCGGCACCAACGAAAGGGUGAUCUGCUCCGGACAUGGGGUGUGCAGUAAUGAGCUCAGGUGUGUGUGUGACCUGGGCUGGGCAGGUGAGGACUGUAACUCCACCUCUCCUCUGAGUUACCUGCUGGUGCGACCCACAGCCAAAACACCAGGCACCAUCACUACUAACAUCAUCAUUGGGGCCAUUGCAGGCUCUAUCCUGGUCCUUGCACUGAUUCUUGGCAUUUCUGCAUGGGGAUACAAGAGCUACAGACAGCGUCAGUAUGUUGAGUCAGACGUACACAGAAGAUUCUGUCGUCAAAUGCCUCCUGGUGAUUACGUGAAGAAGCCUGGAGAUGCUGAUUCUCUGUACAGUGAUAUGCCGCAGGGCGUGAGCUCAAACUCCGGCAGCAGCUCCAAGAAGAGGUCUGCCUACCUGUCUCACCUCCAAAUCAACACCUGCUCUUUCACCCCAUCUAUCCCUUCCAUCAGCCAAAACAUCUCUCUGUUCGGCUUCAGAUCUAAUGGUCUGUCUCACUCCUGGAGUGAAAGAAUCCCAGAUGCCAAGCACAUUUCUGACGUCUGUGAAAAUGGACGACCCAGGAGCAACUCAUGGCAAGGAAACAUCACAGGUACCCGUAAGAAGCUCAAGGGAAAGAAGUUCCGUCCACGCUCCAACUCCACAGAGACACUGUCACCCGCCAAAUCGCCCACUUCUUCAACGGGCUCCAUAGCCUCCAGCCGGAGAUACCCCUACCCCAUGCCUCCCCUUCCAGAUGAGGAGAGGAAGGCCAACAGACAGAGUGCCAGGCUGUGGGAAACGUCAAUAUAAAAGAACUCCUCGAAACUGGUCUGCAAAACUCCGUAAGGAUUUUCCUCCACUUUUGUAUGAAUGAGAAAAUGAAAUAAGGAAUUCAAAUGGAGAAACAAGGGACGAGUGAAUGGAAGAGUUGGGCGUGGUCUCCUCUGAUCUCUGUUCAGCAUUUGUGGCAUGGAACCGUCUCACCCUGGACGUUGAGGAGCGUGGUAUCAGAUUCCCAUUCCUGCUGUCAUUCAUAAACAGGACUCAGGAACACGAUUUCAUCACGAGAAAAAAACCCGGAAUGGCAGCCGUGCUAAGCAGAAACAGAAACAACAGCAGCCAUUCCUGCCCUCGUUAAACCCCGCCCCCUCUUGUGACCCCACACAUGCCCUGCCCCGCCUCCAAACACAUGCUGUCCUGUGAUUGGUCCCCUUGUUGCCUCGGUGCAAGAAGCUCAUGCAGGAGCAGGAAGUUAACUAUUGUUUUGAGCACACGCUGUCACUGUAGAACCUACUGCUGUAUGCAUGAGAACACAUGUUUAUCGAUUCCUUGUAGUGUAACGAUGUACAAAUGUUUUAAGAUCUUUCACUCAAGGGUGCCGCAUGUAUUGAAGGACAGCUUCAUAGGCUGGUAAGAUUCAAUCCCAUUUGAAACUCGCACGUCCACUUCACCAGAACAUCACCCGGGCCCGUUCAUGCAGUCAUCUCUUCUCAGAGAAUUUUGUACAUACAGUAUGUCAUAUAAUUCAGAGUGAAAUGUGAGAGUGUAGUAUUUUUCGUUUUAAUGUUUGGUUGUGCAGAGCGUGGUGGAACUUCUCUUCUGCUUUAGAGUGUCUGUCCUGUGAUCGUCUUCCUAAAUUUACAGAAUCCAUCACAAGCCUAGCACACGCUACAAGGCAGAAGCGCCAUUUCAUGAUUUCUGCAUCAGUCCCAGAUCAUAGCAGUACGUCACGAUCACUGACACUUUUGUAAUGUCCAAAAUCUUCUACUUCAAAUUGAGUAGUUAAAGGAGUUAAGAUCAAUUUUAAAGUUGUGACAAACGGAAAUAGCUACAGAUAUUUUUUUCCUCUGUGAUGUAUAUCUUGAGUGUAACUGAUUAUUGAAAAAGAUAAACUGUAGGACAGGGACCUGCUUCCAUCUGUAGGUUUUUGAUUGAUGGAGGCAGAUCUGAAUGCCAGGCUGCAGAAGAAGGUGGUCGCUGCAGAGCUUGACAUCCAGCUCCCAUUCUCUGGAUGUAAUGGGUGGCGCUUUAAGGUCUAACCACACCCUAAAUAACCAUAACCCUAUCCCUGAACAUAACUAGGUUCAGAAACGUCGUCCAGCUCCACCCAUUCGAUUCAUUUGGUGACUGCAAGACAGAGGUGGGGUUUAAGUGGACUAAAUGAUUGGAGAAGUCUGACAUACAUCA